Molecule: messenger RNA, 3045 nt
Organism: Trichoderma atroviride IMI 206040
Lineage: Eukaryota; Fungi; Ascomycota; Sordariomycetes; Hypocreales; Hypocreaceae
Source: RefSeq, a predicted model, not a curated record
AUGAAUAAUAGCACGAGAUCAGCAUCAACCAACGAGUACACUGUCGGUUGGAUUUGUGCCAUCAGUACCGAGCUAACCGCCGCGACCGCGUUCCUCGACGAGAAAUUUGACGCACGAGAAUACAAUCUGCCCGACGACGACAAUAAUGACUAUACGUUGGGUCGAAUUGGUGGACACUAUGUCGCUAUCACAGUCCUACCAGCAUAUGGCACUGAUACGGCGGCGGCGGUUGCAAAAGACAUGAUGCGCAGCUUUCCCAGCAUCAGAAUUCGGCUCAUGGUUGGCAUCGGUGGCGGCGCACCAACCUCAAAACACGACAUUCGCUUGGGCGACAUUGUGGUCAGCAUUCCUCAUAACGGGAAAAGUGGUGUGUUACAGUAUGACUUUGGCAAAACGAUGCAAGAUCAGGAGUUCCAAAUGACGAGGGUCUUGAACCAGCCUCCACAGAAUCUGCUGGCGGCGGUUAAUGGUCUCCGCACAAAUUACGAGACAUGUGGCGAUGCUGCACCGAGCGUUGUGCCGCGGACCAAGAGGCCUUCAGACAAAAAUAUUACAAUACAUUAUGGCCUAGUUGCUUCCGCAAAUCAAGUCAUGAAGGACGCUACCACUCGAGAUAAACUGGCGCUACACAAUGAAGUCUUGUGCUUCGAAAUGGAAGCUGCUGGACUUAUGAACGAUUUUUCAUGCUUGGUUAUCCGCGGCAUAUGCGACUACUCAGAUUCGCACAAAAACAAGGAUUGGCAAGGGUAUGCAGCAAUGGCAGCGGCCGCAUACGCGAAAGAUCUUCUCAAUCGACUUCGUCCAAUCCGUGCAGAGUCUUCCCACGUCAUACCGAGCCAGUUGGAGAGUGAUCAGAGAGCAGGAGAACAUCAGCCAUUUCCUGCUGAUAAGCUAGAAAUGAUGCUAAAGUCUCUGUAUUUUGAGCAAAUUGGAGCCCGCCAUUUGACAAUAAAGAAUGCUCAUGCAAAAACAUGUAAAUGGUUGAUCAAGCAUCAAGCAUAUCUGGACUGGCAGGAUCCCAGUAAACUAGAGUCACAUCACGGUUUUCUCUGGAUCAAAGGAAAAGCAGGAACUGGUAAAUCGACAUUGAUGAAAUUCGCCCUUACAGAUGCUCAGAAGAAGAUGAAGGAUAAAAAAAUCAUAGCGUUCUAUUUUAACGCACGAGGCGGAGAUCUGGAGAAAUGCACAACUGGCAUGUAUCGGUCACUGCUAUUACAACUCUUUGAACGACUUCCGGAACUUCAGAGUAUUUUAUCCUCAUUCCCAUUGACAGGAGUCAGAGAAGAUUACAAUUGGAACAUCCAACAAUUGAAAUCUCUAUUUGAAGAAGCUAUACACAAUAUCAGGGACGAUGCAGUGGUAUGCUUCAUUGAUGCGCUGGAUGAGUGCAACGAGGAUGAAAUUCGGGAUAUGGUGUCCUUUUUCCAGAAUGUUGGUGAAUUCACUACAUCCGACGACAUUAAAUUUCUAGUCUGCUUCUCAAGCAGGCACUAUCCUCACAUAUCCAAGAAAAACGCGCUACAUCUCAUCCUCGAAGGGCAAGAAGGGCACAAUCAAGACAUAAGCAACUACAUACACAGCGAACUGAACAUUGGGAAAAGCAAACUUGCUGAAGAUAUUCGCGCCACCGUACAGAAAAAGUCGGCAGGCAUCUUUAUGUGGAUCGUCCUAGUUGUAGAGAUUCUGAACAAGGAAUAUGAUGGCGGCCAUAUACAUAGGCUGCGGCAACGACUUGACGACAUUCCUGAGGAUCUACACCAGCUCUUUCGUGAUAUUCUGACUCGAGACAGUUAUCGCAGAAAUGAGCUUCUUUUGUGCAUUCAGUGGUUAUUAUUUUCACGACAGCCAUUAAAGCCCGAAGAACUCUAUUUUGCUGUCCUCUCCAGCCCUGGACCUGAAAGCGUUGAUAGCUGGAAUGUUGACGAAAUAUCCAUUGAAGACAUAAAGAAGUUCAUUCUCAGUUGUUCAAAAGGACUUGCAGAGAUAACCAAAUCGAAAAAUCCAACUGUUCAAUUCAUCCAUGAGUCUGUUAAAGACUUUUUACUCAAAGAGAAAGGAUUGAAGGAAAUUUGCACCGAUUUUGGAGAUGGCUUUAAAAGACAAAGUCAUGAACGAUUGAAACAAUGCUGUCUUCAAUGUCUCAAUGGAAAACAUGAAAGUGAGGAAAUUCCUGAAUUACUUUCUAGCGCAUCAUCCAGCGGUGCAAAGGAUCUUCGCCAGCUGCUUCGAGACAAAUUCCCAUUCCUUGGUUAUGCUGUGCGAAACGUUUUAUAUCACGCAAAUGCAGCGGAGAUGGGUCACGACGAGCAAGCUAUCUUCUUCCAAGCUUUCGAUUUUGAUAACUGGAUUACACUAAACAAUGCGUUUGAAAGAUACCAAAUACGCCAACUCGAUCGAACUGUUACCCAGUUAUACGUACUGGCGAUACACAAUGCAGGAAAUUUGAUUCGAUACCAUCCAUCAAGGUUAUCUUGUUUUGAAACAGAAAAUAGUCGCUAUGGGCUACCAAUGCUUGCAGCAUUAGUUGCAAAUAGCUAUGAUGCGGUCGAAGCAUUCUUAGAAGUUCAUGCUCGUACAGCAUUAUCAGAUGAUCACCCGAAAGCAUCCAUCCUCCACCAACUAUAUAAACAAUACCUCCAGGAUGCAAAUAAACGAAAGUGGGGUUCGAAAGAUUUCCAAUUUUCGCGACAAAAGAAUAUCCUUUCUCAUUUAGCAGGAUAUGGCGAUGCCAUAGUUACAUCUUUUUGGCUCAAUUGGGCCGACGUUGAUGUUAAUCUGCCAAAUGAACAGGGAGAUACAGCACUCGUUGUGGCAGCAGGAAAAGGAAAUGAUGAUGUCGUCAACCUUCUACUUGAGCAUCAUGCCCAUAUUAAAGCAAAGAAUGCACGCGACGGAUUGCCGCAGCAUAGAGCAGCCCUCUCGGGACAUGAGUCUACUAUUAAGAUACUUAUAGAGGCUGGUGCCGAUAUUUUGGCAAAAGAUGGGGAACAAAGAUCGCCGCUACAUUGCGCGGUUGCCGAGGGACAUACAGCUGUUAUUGAAGUA